Molecule: messenger RNA, 2811 nt
Organism: Theobroma cacao (cacao)
Lineage: Eukaryota; Viridiplantae; Streptophyta; Magnoliopsida; Malvales; Malvaceae
Source: RefSeq, a predicted model, not a curated record
AUGGAUAUCAAACCCGUCCUUCUUCAUGAACAUCACUUGCUCUUUGAUGAAUACAAUGAAUCAAAGGCACUUUGUGAACUAUGCAAUAAGAAAAUUUCUGAUUUAUCCUAUUCUUGUGAAAGAUGUAACUUUUCGUUACAUAAUUCCUGCGUUCAACGACAACUACCUCCUCAGAUAAGUGCACAUCCUUUCCAUUCCCAACACAAUCUUACUCUCUCAUGCUCAAAACACAUAGAUUACAUAUGUGCUAAAUGUUUCAAUCUUUCUCGAGGCCAUAGAUACUAUUGCAAAGAUUGUGAUUUUAGCCUUGAGUAUUCAUGUGCUUUUCCAAUCAAUGAUGAGAAAAAUAGACUCAAUGAUGAGACAUCCAAAAAAAUUGGUCUUCUCAGCAAUUCGUUGACCUUAUUUAACUAUAGGAGAGUGAAAAAGUACGAGUAUAUAUGUAGUUGGUGUGAGAUGCAUCUGUCUGGAAUGUCUUAUGGUUGUCUUGAAAAUGGUGUUUAUAUCUGGUUCCACGAGUCUUGCCUAAUCAACAUCCCUAGCAUAAACCCAUUUCAUCCAUCACACCCUCUUUCAUUACUCAACAUUCGCUUUGAUAAUGGGCUUUGCAAUGCUUGCAACCUACCAAUAUGGGAGUUCGGAAAAGCCUAUUGUUGUAGAAAAUGCGAAUUCCACCUUCAUGUUCACUGUGCUAAACUACAACCCAGUCUCAAGGUUGAGUUACAUGAGCAUGAUCUUACUUUUUUUCGAAUAAAAGCUACGGCUACCCACCUGUGCAAGAUAUGUGGUUUUAAUUUUGAUUCUAUAGGGAAGGAAAGUCCUUUUUAUCGUUGUGUUCAGUGUAAUUUCAAUUACCAUUUCUAUUGUCUUAAAAUACCGUAUUCUACUUCACAUAAGUAUCAUAGGCAUGAUCUCAAGCUUAUGGAUUCAUUUGUAGAAGAUGAUUUUAAGGAAUAUUAUUGUGAUAUAUGUGAAGAAGAAAGAAAACCAAAGCAUUGUGGUUACUGUUGCAGGAAAUGCAAAUUUGUUGCUCAUAUUGAAUGUGCACUCAAUAAGGUUGUAGAUAUGAAACUUGACCAAAGUUCGACCUCUAAUUUGUUGGAUAGCGAAGCUUCAACAUCAAAGGUGCAAAUUGGACGUUUUGAUCACCCACAUGCCCUGAGCUAUAAUAACGCUAUUGAACAGAAUGAAAAUCUUCUUUGCAAUGCUUGUCGUCAGGGAAUUUUUUAUCAACACUAUGCUUGCAAAGAUUGUAAAUACUACUUACAUGACAUGUGCACUACAUUGUCAUAUGAGGUGUCACACCCUCUUCAUCGCCAGCAUCCUCUCAAACUCUUCACGGAUAUAGUUGAAUUUACAUGUCAUGGAUGUAGGGACCAUUCUGGUGGGUUUGCUUACAUGUGCCUUCCAUGUGAUUUCCAACUUGACGUGAAAUGUGCUACCACUCCAAUUGCACCUAAAAAUGAGGGCCAAAGGCUGAAAGAGAUGGAGAAAGUUUCUCAGUUGUGCCCUUUCAAUCAAAAUCAUAAGCUAGACUUCUUCAACCAUAAACCCAAUCUCAAAGAUUUGGCUUUGGAAUGCAAUGCUUGCAAGCUACCAAUCUUGGGUCUAGGUUAUGCAUGUCGUUAUUGUUUCAAUAUCAAAAUUCAUGAAUCUUGUCUUGCAUUUAUGCGGGAGAUGGAACACGCCUUUCAUCCAUUACACCUGCUUCAUCCACAAAUCGGGGAUUGGGAAAAUUGUUCUGCCUGUAGAUUUAAAAUCAUUGAAAGUAUCGGUUAUAGUUGUCGGCAGUGUGAUUUCCACCUUCAUUUUCAUUGUGCUAAUUCCCUGAAGCUAGCCUUAAAAAUUAAGUCUCACAUGCAUAAUCUUUAUUAUUUUGGACCAGAUUAUGUGAAAUCCUACCAAUUAUGUAACAAAUGCAAAAAUUGCAUUGGUGAGGAACCUUUUUAUUACUGCGUGGAGUGCAAUAUGAAUUUGCACUUAAUAUGUGUUCCCAUACCAUGUUCAAUUAAAUCCAAAUGUCACAUGCAUCAUUUGACUCUUAAAAAUCAUUUCGUGGAAGAUGAUUCUGGAGGAUACUAUUGCGACAUUUGUGAAGAACAAAGGAACGCAAAAUAUCAUUGUUAUUGUUGUGAAGAGUGUGCUGGACAAUUUGUUGCUCACAUCGAGUGCGUGCUUCUUACAGAUUUUGAAUUUGCAGAUGAAAAUUUCCAUGAAUUUUCCAAUUUGAAAAAUGCUAACUCAUUUGUUGAGAGGUUCUCUAUGGAUAAGUUGCUUUCCUAUUCCCAUGCCGAAGUUUACUUGAACCAAAAUAGAAAGAAGUACUGGGUGGAUAAAAAGUUAAACAAAUACUGUUUCAUGUUGUUUGCAAGAGAUUUCUCUAUCCUUUGGGCAGAAGACCACCGUUACUGGCGCUGGUUAUACCAAAGAGAAACAAACAGUGAUGUGUUGAUUGAUGUUGCCGAACUUUUAGAUGUGUGUUGGCUAGAAAUGCAUGUGAUGUUCAAUGUAAAAAAGCUCUCACCGAAAACAUUGUAUGGACUUGUGUUCGUGCUUAUGUUGACAAAAGAAGCACGUGGAUGGGAACAUCCAAUGAACUUCGGAUUCAUUCUUCCAAAUGGGUACAAGGUUGAACGCAAGGAACCUUUGAAGUCCAAGCCAAGAGGAGUAUGGAUAGAAAUCCCUAUUGGAGAAUUUACAACUUCAUCCGCAAUUGUUGGAGAAGUAGAUAUUUAUUGUCAUCAAUAUUAUACAAGUAAUUGGAAGAGAGGACUUAUUGUUAAAGGAGUUACUAUUCUGCCAAAGAAUUAA